This is a messenger RNA of Bufo bufo (common toad), 11020 nucleotides long. It is a transcript of the gene DCHS1, whose product is annotated as dachsous cadherin-related 1. Bases 569 to 10285 code for a protein of 3238 amino acids. The transcript has 21 exons. Gene Ontology annotation, cellular component: plasma membrane. Gene Ontology annotation, biological process: homophilic cell-cell adhesion. Gene Ontology annotation, molecular function: calcium ion binding. The record is from RefSeq and is a predicted model, not a curated record. Lineage: Eukaryota; Metazoa; Chordata; Amphibia; Anura; Bufonidae.
AGUCAUGUUUCAGAGCAGGCUCUCCUCUGAGCCCAGGGCUGGCUGCGCUCUCUCUCACAUCCACAGCUGUCUCAAUCCAUUGUCCCAGCCAGAGAGACAGACAGAGAGACUGCAGGGAGAGCACCGAGACCUCCUGAGUAGGGCAGCAUCCUGGACACAAAAGGAAAUACUGCUGGAAACUGCCGGCCACAUCUGGAGAGAGCGCUCACCCUCUCAUAGACUGCACUCUGCAAAAGAGACAUCCAUCUUACACAGAACAAUAGCAAACACUGCGCAGAGGGACCGCCCUGAAGAUCUGCACAAAGGGGAUGAAAGAGACAGCCCAAGGAUGAGAACAAAGCACUGAGACUGCGGAAAGAGACAGCCUACCCAUCACCGGAGCAGGUAGAGAAAGGAGAGAGACCGCCGGCCAUUGGCCUAAGACUAGAGAGAGAGACAGACGGAGGUCUCCUGGGAUGGAAGGAGGAUUAACACCAAGUGUGGCUGACAACUGGCCGAGACAGCGGUCACCGGAGCUGACAAUCUAAUGAAUGAGCAACUGUAACCGUUGACCUUGGAUGUAGGAAAAAUGCUGCCACUCCAGAUCUACCUGUUGAUGCUGCUGGCUUAUUUUCCAUCCUUUUCCUCUCUGGGGGUCCUGGAGCUCCACAUCGAUGAAGAACAACCAGCUGGAACCAUCAUCGGUGACAUCAGCGCGGGUCUUCCACCUGACAGUACAGGGCACAUGUUUUUUAUUUCAGCGCAAGAAGGGAGUGGUGUUACCAGUGAUUUAGAGAUAGACGAGCACACCGGGAUAAUCAAGACAGCUCGAGUUCUUGACCGGGAGCAACGGAACCGUUAUAGCUUUAUAGCGGUCACCCCAGAAGGUGUUACUGUGGAAGUGGAAAUUCAUGUGGAUGACAUCAAUGACCACACUCCCACGUUUUCUAAAGGUCGUUUAGAAAUUGUCAUUCCAGAGCACACACCCCGAGGUACUAGCUACCCUCUAGAGCCAGCUGUGGAUUUAGACAGUGGAGCACUGGCCACUCAGGGUUACCUUAUUAAACAUGGAGAUCCCAUGCACGCAUUCCGACUAGAAACUCGCCAAAUGUCCAGCGGUAUACUGUCUGUAGAACUGGUCGUAAACUCAGAGCUAGAUCGAGAGAAUUGUUCAUUGUAUUCUUUAAUUCUGGAGGCAUAUGAUGGUGGCUCUCCAAGUCGAAGCUCGCAGAUGAAAUUGGAUAUAUCUAUCCAGGACAUCAACGACCAUGCUCCAGCAUUCAAUCAGAGCCGCUAUCAAGCACUUAUUUCUGAGAGCCUUUUGCCGGGAUCUAGUGUCCUUCAGGUCUAUGCCACAGAUGCUGAUCUGGGUGAAAAUGGGGACAUUAUUUAUGAGAUCAACCGUCGGCAAAGUGACCCUGAGGGUUUCUUUACCAUUAAUCCCCAUUCUGGACUUAUCCAGCUUAGCAAACCAUUGGAUUAUGAGACUCGGAAAGCUCACGAACUGGUUGUGCAGGCGAAGGACGGAGCAGCUCAGCCAGAAGUGGGAACGGCAUUUGUAUCUAUUCAGGUACGGGAUUCCAACGACAACCAGCCCAGCAUGACCAUAAUAUUUCUAAGUGAAGAUGGAGCCCCAAGAGUGUCAGAGGGGGCCACACCUGGGCAGUAUGUAGCCCGAAUCUCUGUAUCUGAUCCCGACUAUGGUGAGCAUCCGGAUGUGGAUGUGACUCUGGAGGGUGGGGAUGGAAAGUUUGCUUUGACCACAAAGGAUAGCAUCAUCUACCUCAUUUGUGUGGACAAAUUACUAGACCGUGAAGAGCGAGACUCUUACCGGUUAAGGGUUCUUGCUACGGAUUCAGGAACUCCUCCAUUAAGGGCAGAGUCCUCGUUUGUUCUUGAGGUGACUGAUAUCAAUGAUAACCCACCAGUCUUUGAUCGACAAGAGUACAGCCAUAGUGUACCAGAGGCCGUUCACCCUGGGAGCUUCCUUCUCCAAGUGACGGCCCGAGAUAAAGACCACGGAGAGAAUGGAGAAAUCAGAUAUAGCCUUGUAGACACACCAUGGUUCCAGAUCCAUCCAGAAACUGGAGUCAUCACUACAGCCGCUCCACUGGAUUAUGAGAAAGACCCCCAGCCUCAGAUGACAGUGGUCGCUUCAGACCGUGGCACGCCACCAUUGAGCUCCACCGCUAUUGUCAAGGUCCAGCUACUGGAUGUUAAUGAUAAUGAACCCGUGUUCGCCAGUGCCAUAUACAAUGCCACCCUGAGUGAGGGCGCUGCUCGGGGAAGCUGCUUCCUGCAGGUCUCAGCAUCAGAUGCAGACGGUGGAAGUCUUGGGACAGUGUUGUACUCUCUCAGCCCCUCAUCUCCUCCUCAGUUCCAGAUCCACUCAGAGAGCGGAGAAAUCUGCCUCUCAGACACCUUGGAUAGAGAUGAUGGAGAACGCUUUUUCCUCCUUCACGUGACAGCCACAGAUGGGGGAGGCCUGAGCUCAGGAUGCCUCGUCCGGGUCUCUGUGGAAGAUGUGAACGAUAACCGUCCGGUCUUUUACCCAUUAGAAUAUGGCGCUAGCGUAAGUGCCCUUAGUCCUCCAGGAACACGCAUAAUUAGUGUGACUGCUCGUGAUAAGGACGACGGACUACAUGGCACCCUGACCUACCACAUAUUAUCAGGAAAUAACCCUCCUCUUCUGCGCAUUGAACCUGACACAGGUAGCCUUUUCGUGGCACGUUCUCUGUCUGCCCGGGCUGGCUCUGUCCUACAUCUUGAGGUGGGAGCACAGGAUGGUGGUGGAGUCAGAGCGGAAGUGAAUGCCUGGGUAAAUGUUAGCAUUUUACCCAGCUCUGCCCACAUCCCUACCUUUCUCCAGCCUCAGUAUGACUUCGUCGUGCCUGAAGACACUCCGCCAGGGACUAUCGUGGGCAGUGUGAAGGCUAGCAACCCACCAGGUGCUCCUGGUGUCAUUCUAUACUCCUUGGCUUACGGUGACCCCCGUGGACUUUUAUCUUUGGAUCCCCAUUCUGGAAUAUUGUCUACACGUCGGCAGCUCGAUCGAGAACAGGAGACAGAGCUUCUUCUAGAAGUUAAGGCUCAUAGUGGGUCACCUCCAGCUUACACCCAAGCACGGGUCGGUCUACGAAUUACUGAUGUUAAUGAUAAUCCACCAACGUUCAUGUCAUCCUCACACACCCUGAGAAUACAGGGGUCCACACCUGUUGACUCCAUCAUAUUCACGGCUAAAGCCUUGGACCCAGAUGUAGGAGCUAAUGGACAGAUUCAUUACCAGCUAAUUUCUCAGGGUCCCUUUAGCAUCGAUGGUUCUGGACAGAUUCAAAUCACUGGACCCCUGAGCCAGGAAAGUUAUGAGCUUCGCGUGCUUGCACUUGAUGGUGGGUUCCCCCAACUUUCUUCAGAGUUAGAGAUCACAGUCCUUGUAAUUGAGCAGGAGUCUGAGCCUGCUUGUGGAGCAUCCGAUUAUCGUGUGGAGGUCCGGGAAGGUAGUCCGCCCAUGAGUCGACUUUUACAGGUGCAAGCAUUACUUCCUGGAGGAAAGGAGAACCCCUUGCGUUACAGGCUGAGAACAGAUGCUGAUGCAGUAGGAUUUAGUGUGGAGCCAGAAACAGGAUGGUUGUAUGUCCGCGGAGCAUUGGACAGGGAGAGCCGAGAAGUAUAUGUACUUGCUGUGUUGGCAUCAGGGGGCUCUGGAAGCCGCACCGCCACAUGCACUGUACGUGUUCGUGUCACUGAUGAGAAUGACAAUGCUCCAAGGUUGAGCGAGGAGAGGUAUUUCAUGAGCAUCUCUGAGAACCAACCACCAGGCGAGAUUGUGGGAAGGGUCAGCGCCACCGACAGAGACGCAGGACAAAACGGACGGGUCACGUACAGACUUCCUGCACAAGAAACUGACUUUACCAUACAUCCACACACAGGGGAGCUAUCAGUAAGACGGAGUCUGGAUCGGGAGCACCAGGCCACGUACCAGCUACUGGUAACUGCCCAGGAUGGAGGGGCACCUCCACGCAGUGUGACGGGCACCAUCCAUGUCUCUGUGUUGGAUGAGAAUGACAACCAUCCAGUCUUCCUACACCCCAGCCCUGGGAGAGAGACAACUGUGCAGAUAAUGGAAGGGAAACUGUCUGGUGCAUUUGUGGUGUCCAUCAUGGCCAAGGAUGCAGAUGAAGGCGAGAAUGGGACAGUGACCUACAGCCUGUCAGGUCCAUGGACAGAGCGGUUCACUCUUCAUCCACACACAGGAGAGCUACGUACAGCAACUUCUAUGCACCAUGCAGAACGAUCCCUCUAUACAUUGACCGUUCAGGCCCGGGAUUCUGGAUCUCCUCCCAAAAAUACAGAUGCCACGCUUCGUAUACAGGUUCUACCAUCUGCCAGAUACCCAGCAAAGCCUAACCCUAGUGCAAUUGUCCUCACACCAAUGGAAGGACUGCCACCUGGAUCACUUUUGGGUACUGUUUCCCCUAAAACUCCUCAUGGCUCGGCAAUCUACACCCUACUGGAUGACCUGACUGGGACCUUUAUGGUGGAUGGACGGACCGGUAAUAUCUUUCUGGUAAAAGAACUAGAUUUUGAAUCUCAACCCCGACACAGCCUGAGGGUGAACAUUGAGGAAGCGAGAGAAGUGACUGGAGUAUAUUUACCACCUCGAGUGGUUCUCGUAGAGAUCGAAGUCCAGGACAAAAAUGAUCACUCCCCCAUGUUUCCUGAAGAUCCACUGACACUGGUGGUUGCAGAAGAUGCUCAAGUUGGUUCUUCUGUCUUCACCUUCGAAGCCCUGGACAGGGAUGGACCAGGCCCCAACAGUCAGGUUCGAUAUUCUUUACUGCGUCAGGAGCCAGAACUUGCAGAAAAUGUAUUUCACCUGGAUGCAGAGACAGGAGUAAUGAGCGUAGCCACACCACUGGAUCGGGAAAAAGUCUCUUCGUACUUGCUCAUGGUGGAGGCCAGAGAUUGUGCAUUAAAUGCAAGCCAACGUCGUUCCACUACUGUUACUACAAGAAUUUUCCUUAGUGAUCGCAAUGACAACACCCCCCACAUUAUUACACCCUCGGUUGUAUGGUUGUCUGAGGACCUUCCUGUAGGAUCUACAGCCCUUUUUCUGGUGGCACAAGACCCAGACCUGGGAGAGAAUGGACGGAUUGGUUAUCAGAUAGCUGGAGGCAAUGAGGAAGGCAGAUUCCAGAUUCACCCAAGCUCAGGUUCUUUGUCUGUGGUGAGAGCAUUAGACCGUGAAGAAACAGCUGGAUAUAACCUAACUCUGGUAGUGAUGGAUUAUGGUUCUCCACGCUUAUCCAGCACACAGACUCUUACCGUUUCAGUUCUUGAUGUAAAUGAUGAUAUUCCCACCUUUGAGAAAACACAGUAUGAAGGCAACAUCAAGGAAAAUCAGGCAGCCGGCACAACUGUCCUAAGACUCCAAGCGGUGGACAGAGAUCUGGGCCCUGGAGGACAAGUCACCUAUGGAGGAGUUACUGGGGAUGAAUUUUCACUUGAUCCUCAAAGCGGAAUCCUUACCACCAAAAUGCCACUUGACCGAGAGAAAAAAGACAAGUACAAGCUGACAGCUUACGCACGGGACGGAGGUUCCCCACCAAAGGUGUCUGAGGUCCGGAUAUAUGUCACUGUUAGGGAUGAGAAUGACAAUGCUCCGGUAUUUGAGAGUGAUGGAAUUUUCCUUGAAGUUCCUGAGAAUCAGGAGCCAAUGACACUAUGUGUCCUCAAAGCCUGGGACCCAGACAUGGGAAGCAAUGGGCAGCUACAGUAUCAUCUGAAAGAUGGUGAUCCAUCACAAGACUUCUCAUUAGAUCCUACUACAGGAGCCCUCUCCACAUCUCGAGCACUAGACCGAGAGUCGGUGUCAGAGUACCAGCUGACUGUGAUAGUCCAUGACUCCGGGGAUCCCUCCCUGACUGCCUCCAGCACUAUCUCUGUGUCCGUGCUAGAUCUGAAUGACAACACCCCCACCUUUUCCACAUCAUCUUUUAAUGCAGAACUUCCUGAAGAUGCCGCAGUUGGAAGUUUAGUUCUGAAACUGAACGCCCUUGAUCCUGAUUAUGGUCCCAACGGCCGAACUACAUUCCAUCUCUCUAAUGGGACUCAGGGAGCUUUCCAUAUUGACUCUCUUACUGGGCAUAUCACAACAGCCAUUCAGCUUGAUCGUGAGCGGCGGGCUGCAUAUACCUUCUUGGCAUGGGUGAUGGAUUCUGAUCCAUCUGGACCACGCAGUUCAGAAGCUAGUGUGACAGUUAUAGUAAAGGAUGUUAAUGACAAUCCUCCAACAUUUCUACGUAGCCCAUUUCACCUGAAUCUGUCUCGUAAUACCCCUGUAAAGAGGACUUUGGCUGCAAUGAGAGCAGAAGACAAGGAUGCUGGUGCCAAUGCUUCCAUCUUAUACAGGCUGGCACCAUCUUCUGGAACAGGACGUUUUUCUGUAGACCCUUAUACUGGUGAAGUACGACUUCUAGAACCUCUAGAUAGCAUGAGCCCACGGGAACGCACUGUUUUUGUACAGGCGUCAGAUCUGGGUGAGCCACCACUGUCCACCACUGCUGUUCUUAUUAUAUAUGUCCGUGAGGAGGCGGCACGGGGUCCGAAAUUUCCAAGGGAUGCCAAUGAGUUCAGCAUAUCUGAGAAUAGUCAGCAUGGUUCCGUGGUUGGAUCUGUGAAAGCCACACACAAUGGGGGCUCCUCUGGAAGGAUCAGCUACAGUAUCCUGAGUGGGAAUGAAAAUGGAGCAUUCACCAUCAGCCCAAAUACAGGGCAGAUCACGGUGCUGCAGCCGGCAUUACUGGACUUCGAAGCUAACCCUCGCCAUAAGCUGGUCAUUCAGGCAGAGACGGCUCAGCAUUACGCCUUCACCGCGGUCUCCAUCCUGCUGCAGGACGCCAACGACAAUGCUCCCCGCUUUCAGCUUCCUUCCUACACGGCUUAUGUCAGGGAGGGUCAGGCGGAUGGGAGUCGUCUUCUCCAGGUCCUUGCAGAAGAUCCUGACCAAGGAAUGAACGGUCAGAUCACUUACACCUUUGAGCCGUUUCAGCCCAUGAAGGAUCUGUUCCACAUUGAUCCCCACACAGGCGUGGUUACCACAGCUGUUAUAUUAGACCGCGAGAUCUGGUCCGAGGCUCGGUUGGUGGUCACAGCGACAGAUCGCGGGUCCCCUUCACUGACUGGGUCAGCUACACUAACCCUGGUGGUGAUGGACGUUAAUGAUAACAGUCCCACCAUCCCUCUCCAGCUGGAGCUCACUAUCCUUGAAGAUGCUCACAUUGGCUCAGAAAUUGCUCAGGUGACGGCCAAUGACGUGGACUCUGGACCACCCUUGUGGUACACACUGACUAUUGAUGGCGCUCCAGGAAGCACAUUCAGCAUCUUCCGCUAUGGAGGGCAGAUAUGGCUCACAGAGCCCCUGGAUUACGAGGAGCGGGCAUCGUACACUUUAACGAUACAGACAUCAGAUGGUAAACACCAGACACGGGCAGAUGUGAGGCUCACUCUACAGGAUGUCAACGACAAUGCUCCAGAGUUCAAGCAGAGCCUAUACCAGGUCAUCAUCAUGGAGCACACUGCGGCGUGGACCCCACUCAUCACUAUUUCUGCCACUGAUCGAGACUCCGGGGAGAUGGGCAGAGUCACUUACAGAGUGUCCUCGUCUGAUACCGGCGCCUUUCACAUCGAUCCUGAUAAUGGGACCCUUUUCACGAAACAACCGAUAGAGUUGGACACGUCACAACCUCUGGUGGAUGUGCUGAUAGAAGCUCGAGAUCAAGGAUCCCCAAGUCUUGCUUCCCUUGUGACAGUCCAGAUUCUGGUUAUGGACGUUAAUGACCAUGUCCCCACUUUCCCACAACAACCAUACACAGCGGCUGUACCUGAGAACCUGCCACUAGGUAGCACCAUCUUGAUUUUAGAGGCCACUGAUGCAGACUCAACACCAGAAAAUUCCGUACUGGAUUAUACUAUUCUUAGUGGAAAUGUUGGCAAUGUUUUCCAAGUCCAGAGUGGAUUGCGCUUCUGGAAUGGACAAUUUCAACAAAUUGGUUCUAUCAUUUUAACAGAUACACUAGAUUUUGAGACAACUCAGGCCUAUAAUCUAACUCUGGGUGCAUCUGAUAGAGGUGUUCCCCAGAGAAGUCACUCUGUCCAUGUACUCAUCACUGUGUUGGAUAUCAAUGAUAAUCCGCCAGUAUUUCCACGUCUGGAUUACAGUGUGCUCCUUAGUGAAGCCGCACCUGUUGGCUCUGAGGUGCUAAGGGUUUUGGCGCAAGAUUCUGACUCUGGACAAAAUGGCAUGGUGCAUUACAGAAUUACAUCAGGGGAUGAGAGUCGAAAUUUUCAGAUCAGUGAGGCAACAGGCGCCAUUAAGCUGGUGCGUCAGCUAGACCGGGAGAGGCAGGCUGUACAUACAUUGGUAGUCCUUGCUUUUGAUGGCAACAGUGGACUGGUACAUUUUGCACUUGCUCCUGUGACUGUGGAAGUUCGUGACAUCAAUGACAACAAGCCUUAUUUUCCGGUACAGAUCCUGACCACGAGUAUAAAGGAAAACCAGCCAGCAAACACUUUACUGACUAUCAUUCAUGCCAUUGACCUUGACACAGGAAUAUUUGGCCAGUUGCUAUAUACAGUGGUAGAGCUCCCAGCCACAGAUCCAGGACUAGUCACUGGAAAAGAUGUAUUUGCUGUCAACAGGACUUCCGGAGAACUACUGUCCAGGCAGAGCUUUGAUUACGAGCGCAGCAAAGCCUUCAAUAUGAUAAUAAAAGCAACAGAUGCGGGCAACUUCUCCGCUACAGUCACGGUGCAAGUUCUUGUGACAGGGGAAGAUGAGUAUGACCCUGUCUUUGUUGCUCCAUACUAUAAUUUUGAGGUGCCUGAAGACUCUAACAAAGGGCAGAUUAUUGGCUGGGUUCAGGCAACAGAUGAAGAUGAAGGGGCUGAUGGCGUGGUCCUCUACUCCUUUUCUAAGCCUUCGCCCUACUUUGGAAUCAAUGAAACAACAGGUCAGGUCUUUCUGAAGGUUGACAGUGAGAGACACCGUUCUGGACGCUCAAAAAGAGAGACACGGGAAAUGAUUAUGGAAGUUCAUGCUCACAGCCCUCUACCAUCUUCACGUGUGGCCAUGGCUCAGCUAACUGUGGACAUUACACAUACAUCAUUUGGUUUGGCCCCAGAUCUGAAUUUACUGCUAAUAGUGUCCGUGGCUUCGUCAUUGGCAGUAGUUGUGGUUUUAGCUGCGGUUGCAAUUAUUCUGGUUGUCUGUAGGUCUCGGGGGAUGCAGAAGAAAAGAGAAGAAGCUGAUGCCCAACUAGACACUUUACAAGGUAGCACCCUACAGAGAAUGGGGCAUGAUAAAUCAGCACUUGGUAGCGGUGAUCGAAUUUAUCACCAAACUCUUCCAGGUUACUCCAUGGAAUCUUCCACUGUUGAUGGAUCUUAUACUAGAGGAGGGUCUCUAGAUCCCUCACAUUCCAGUGGCCGAGGGUCAGCCGAAGCUGCAGAAGAUGAUGAGAUCCGUAUGAUCAAUGAAUAUCCCCGUGUUGCAAGCAUUACAUCUUCUAUGCAAGAGCACAUUUCUGCGCGUGGUCCAGAUUCUGGUAUACAACAAGAUGCUGACCAGCUGUCUGACAUCUCUUGUGACCCCUCUAUGGACAGUGGGCAAUGGUUUAAGAACAAAAAGGGUUCUGGUCAGUCAACACUGUACCGAGAUGAUAGCGGGGGAGGAGGUGCUUUCAUGGGGGUGGGAUGUGGGUUAAAUAUGUCACACCCCAAAGACUAUUGUUUCCCUGAAGAUGGAAAACCAUCCGUAGAAGGAUCUUUGACAGCGAUUGUUGCUAGCGAUGAGGAAUUACGUGGCAGCUACAACUGGGAUUAUUUGCUGAACUGGUGUCCUCAGUUUCAGCCGUUGGCCAGUGUGUUCAUGGAGAUUGCUCGGCUAAAGGAUGAGUCAGCAUUAAGAAAACCUUUUCAGCCGAAACCAAAAGCAAUUCCCCAACCCCGUAUUGAUCCACCUCCUCUUAUCACAUCUGUUGCUCACCCGGGUGCUAAAACCGUGCCUCCUAAGCCUGCGGUGGGCAGAACCUUCCCAAAUUUCUCCUCCCUACGCCGCUCCCCUAUCACCUAUGAAGCUUCUCACUCAUCUUCUAUUAUACCACCUAGCUUUUCCCCAUCCUUGUCUCCUCUAGCAGCACGCUCACCUGUUGUAUCCCCAUUUGGUAUCUCACAAGGUCCAUCUGCCUCUGUCCUUAGUACAGAACAUAAUCUUGACCCUUCUAAUGAAGGGGAACUAAGAAUUUAAUCAGUGAACGCAGAGGAUAAAGACACAUAGGAAAAAUGAGUCUGAAUCAGUGAAAAAUGUUCUUGUUGUAAAAGUUUAAAGACCAUAAAGUCUGCAGAGAAUGAAGCCAAAUAAUAUAGAACGUGAGAAGGUUAGAUGGGCUCAUCUUAGUUUCUGAGGCCAAACUUAGGGGUGAUCCUUCUGUGAUGAUUCAUUCAAGAUUCGCUUUGUUGACCAGGGGUGGGAGGCUUUGUGUCUCUGCAGCACAUGAUGAUACACAUGAGUAGAAAGACAUGUAAUGUCAAUGCCGACCAACAUGCAGCCCUGCCCUAGACUGGCAGCUAAUUAUUAUUUUUUUCAACAUUUUCUACAUAUCAGGCGGGACCUGCUCACCAGCAGCUGCAUACGACCUGAACGGGCUGGGACCUAUCCAGGCUCUUUACUAGGAUCUUGACAGGCAUGUAAUCAUAUGAGCUUGACAAAGCCUCUUGGCCAAACGUGACCUAAGAUGAAAGAUGGAUUAAGGAAUGUUUGCUUACAUAGAGUAAGAGGGCAACACUAAGAAAUGGGUGAGAAGGUGGACUUCAUAGUGAAUAUUAUAUGUGACUUAUGUGGUGGAGAAGGAGUGUUGUACUUAGGAUGUGUUUUCUGUGCAGGAAGGCUGGAUGGCAUUGUAUACAGUUAUCUGAUUUGUCUUCAGGUCAGAUUUUCAUCCUUUUAUAUUUGCCCACUGUUCAGAUUUACCAAUAAGAAUAU